AUGGAUAUCAGCAAACCGUUGAAAGUGGUCAGUGUGUUUCCAAAACGGCGCCAGGAUUUGCUUCGCUGGGACGGUUGGGGUUACAAGGACUGCAAAUUUGUGUGCGAAAAUGAUUUUGUCUCGUUUGUUGGAAACCGUUAUCCUAUUAGCGGACGGAUGGAGAAUUUCAGUGACUGGGCACGGGAAUUGUUUAACGUUAAUGUAGCGGAUUAUAAUCCGAUCGCCGUACAGCCGACUGAGUUUCCGGAAGUGGUCGGAAAUAAAGCAUUUCUGGUGGGUUUAUCGGAAGCUGGAAUUGACUACUCCCAGGAUGGUAUGGAUCGGCUGGUUAGAAGUCAUGGUCAAACUUUAACCGAUGUGGAAAAUCGGCGGAAACAUACGUACAAAAGAAUUCCAGAUGUGGUAAUUUGGCCUAAUUGUCACAACCAAGUUGUGCAAAUCGUGGAGUUGGCGAACGCUAACGAUGUUGUUCUGAUUCCUGUUGGUGGUAACACAUCGGUGUCGUUGGCGUCGACAACUCCGGCUAUUUACGAUCGCACGAUCGCUGCGGUGGACAUGACGCAAAUGAAUCGGUUAAUGUGGUUGUCCGGGGAAAACUUGACGGCUUGCUUCGAGGUAGGAAUUGCUGGGCAGGACAUUGAGCGGGAGCUGGGAAAGCUAGGAUUUACACUGGGGCACGAACCAGACUCGCAUGAGUUUUCCACCCUUGGCGGAUGGAUCGCGACAAGAGCAUCCGGGAUGAAAAAGAAUCGGUAUGGCAACAUCGAGGAUAUUGUCGUGCGAGUGAAGAUGGUUACCGGUAAUGGUGUGUUGGAGAAAAAAUUCACAGCUCCACGGGUAUCGAUAGGACCGGAUUUCGAUCAUGUGAUUUUCGGUUCCGAGGGUACGUACGGAAUAGUGACGGAAGCGGUGGUAAAAAUUCGGAAUAUUCCCGAGGUGCGUCGAUACGAAUCGUUGGUUUUCUCCGAUUUCGAUACUGGAGUGCAAUUUCUGAGAGAAGUUACGGAACAACAAUUGCAGGCUCCGAGUAUGCGUUUGAUCGAUAAUAUUCAGUUUAAGUGCGCAGUACUGUUAGAUCCUGUGGCAAGUUGGUAUACUGCGUUUGUGAAUAAGUUGAAAGAUUUUUAUCUGACGACCGUUUGUGGCUUCAAUAUGGAGCGCAUAGUGGCGGUUACACUGCUCUUUGAGGGGGACGCAAAAAGUGUGGCGCACCAUGAACGAGAAGUGUACGCAAUCGCGAAAAAAUAUGGUGCUAUCAAGGGUGGUGAAUACAACGGGAAAAAAGGGUACAUGUUGACCUUCGUGGUGGCUUACAUUCGGGACUUCGCAUGGGACAUGAACAUCGUCGGGGAAUCGUUCGAGACAUCCAUCGCCUGGGACAAGUGCAUUACCCUCAGCGCAAACGUCAAAGCGUGCAUAAGGCGCGAAUGUGAACGCCGGGGAAUGAAGUACUUUGCCGUGUCCAGUCGGGUUACGCAAUGUUACGAUGCCGGUUGCUGUGUCUACUUUUACCUAUUGUUCAAACACCUGGAUAUCCCGGAAUACUCAAUGAAACUGUUCAUGGAGAUCGAGGAAAUCGCCCGGGAAGAGAUCCUAGCCUGCGGGGGAACACUAUCGCAUCACCACGGUGUCGGUAAGCUGCGUAGUAAGUGGUAUCCGGAGUGUGUCUCGCCGGUUGGUGUCGGUCUGUACAAAGCCGUCAAGAAAGAGCUCGACCCGAAAAACAUUUUCGCUGCCGGAAAUCUAGUUCGAGGAGAACACCAACCAAAAGAAGAUAAACCUUAA
Wyeomyia smithii (pitcher-plant mosquito) is the source of this 1785-nucleotide messenger RNA. RefSeq names its product alkyldihydroxyacetonephosphate synthase-like. Gene Ontology annotation, biological process: lipid biosynthetic process. The transcript is spliced from 2 exons. Bases 1 to 1785 code for a protein of 594 amino acids. Gene Ontology annotation, molecular function: alkylglycerone-phosphate synthase activity; FAD binding. The record is from RefSeq and is a predicted model, not a curated record. NCBI's taxonomy places the organism in Eukaryota, Metazoa, Arthropoda, Insecta, Diptera, Culicidae.